Mangifera indica (mango) is the source of this 730-nucleotide messenger RNA. RefSeq lists its product as uncharacterized. The transcript has 2 exons. The record is from RefSeq and is a predicted model, not a curated record. Bases 278 to 580 code for a protein of 100 amino acids. Lineage: Eukaryota; Viridiplantae; Streptophyta; Magnoliopsida; Sapindales; Anacardiaceae.
AACUUUGGGAGGUUCAAAUUCAAUUCCUCUGAAAUCUAAACUUAGCAUAUCACCUGAAAUUCAAAACACCAAGUAAAAGAAGCCAGCCAUUAGUUAUGCUACCCACGAUCUCUCUCUCUCUCUCUUUCUCUCUCUUUCUCCAUGAUUGCAUACAGCCAUACACGUCUUUAUCGCAAUUGAUCCACUAAUCUCUCACAUUUUCUCUCUGUAAAUAAAAGCCUUGCCUUCCCAAUUCCAGUAUAUCAUUAUCUUCUUGUUCCGUCCUGAUUUUGAGUCAAUGCCAAACUCUGAAAUCUCUUCAUCUUCUUCGCCUUCACAGCCCGACUCUUCUAAGAUUCAACUGGUUUCAAAGUCUGUAUCUGACCGACUCCUCCAGAAGUUCUUUGACGCUUAUGAAUUUGACUUCGAUUAUGAGAAAAGCGGGUUGUGGUCUCCUCCUAUUAGAAGAAGCGCAUUCGUGAGUUCCCCAGGAAGAAUAUUCACUGAACAAGAAAUGUUUGCAAAGCUUAGAAAUGUUAUGGAUCCUCGUACAAAAAGAAGACAUAAAGCUUGUUUCAAAAUGGGAUUUUCUUGCUGCUAAUUUAACUGAGAGACAAAGUUGAAGCUGCUGCAGGUUAAAGUACAAUACAAAUAUUGCUCUAACUUUUCUUUUCGAUUCUUCGCACUGCUGCUGGAUAAUGUAUAUAUCCAUUAUCUUUAUAUAUAUUGGAAAUACAUAUUUUUAUUUUCA